AUGUCUAAAGCUUCGAUUGCAAUUAUUGGUCUCAAUGGAUUCCUCGGUAAACACGCCCUCAAUGCUAUCAACUCUGGGAUUUUCGAUUCCAAAAUUCAAUUCCCCAUUAAAGCCAUUUCCAGAAAAGAAGGAUCAACAUCAACUGACAAGAUUCAAUACAUCGUCUCCCCAGAAACAUCAGCUGAGGAUGCCCAUCUCAUCGAAUCCAUUAAGGGAGUUGAUGCAAUCAUUGAUUUAACUGGUGCAUCUCCUGAAGCAUCCGCAAAAGUGCAAAAGCUAGUUGCUAAAGUCAAACCACAAUUAUUCAUCCCAUCUCAAUUUGGUACUGAUAUUCAUCAAGCUGACGCUUAUGCACCUGGGUUUUUAGUUUCUAAAACUCAAACAUCUGAAGCCAUACGUCAAUUGGGAAUUAAAGUAGUUGAUAUCUAUACUUCAAUCUUUGCUAUUCCUGGUUUAUUCCUUUAUGAAAUGGUCAGUCCAGUCGGAAUACAUGAAGAUGGAAUCCAUUUGAUUGGAGAUAUCAAUCAAAAAUUCAAUGUAUCUAAAUUAGAAGACGUGGGAAAUGUUGUAUUGGCCGUUGCUACCCACAAGCCCUACGCUGAUUUACCAGAUACCAUCCAUGUUGCAAGUGAUACAAUCACCGUUAAAGAUGUAAUUAGCAAAUUCGAAUCGGCCAAAGGAAUCAAAUUAGAUCUCGUUUCCGAAAAGACUGCUGAACAAGGUAAACAAGAAUUUCUUGCCAAGUUAAAUGCUGGUUUCAAUUUGAGUGAUUUUGUAUUUUAUUUACAAGUUAUUAUUGCUCAGGGUUUAGACAAAGGGUUAUAUUUUAGCCAAUUGGAUAAUGAAUUGGUUAACCCAAAUGAAUCAUUAUGGAAAUGGAGUAAAUACUAA
This is a messenger RNA of Lodderomyces orthopsilosis Co 90-125, 891 nucleotides long. RefSeq lists its product as uncharacterized. The transcript has a single exon. NCBI's taxonomy places the organism in Eukaryota, Fungi, Ascomycota, Pichiomycetes, Serinales, Debaryomycetaceae. The coding region runs from base 1 to 891 and encodes 296 amino acids. The record is from RefSeq and is a predicted model, not a curated record.